GCACGGCAACGCCACUCUCUCGACUCUGCCGUGUGUCCUUCGCCAUGGCGGCCGUCAGGGCUCUGGUGGCGCCGAGACUGGUUUCUGCGCUCGCACCGCUCUCGGGGCGUCACCAUGCUCCCUCCCAGCGCGCAGCCCUUCACGGCUCCGCACCGCGGCCUGGGGCCAGGGUGGCGUUGGUGCUGUCAGGCUGCGGUGUCUAUGACGGAACCGAGAUCCACGAGGCCUCUGCGGUCUUGGUGCACCUGAGCCGAGGCGGGGCUGAGGUCCAGAUCUUUGCUCCUGAUGUCCCUCAGAUGCAUGUGAUUGACCACACCAAGGGACAGCCUUCCGAGAGCGAAAGCAGGAAUGUUUUGGCAGAAUCAGCAAGGAUUGCCCGAGGCAAGAUCACCAACCUGGCCCAGCUCAAUGUUGCGAAUCAUGAUGCUGCCAUUUUCCCUGGAGGCUUUGGAGCUGCCAAGAACCUGAGCACGUUCGCCGUGGAUGGGAAGGACUGCAAGGUGAACAAGGAAGUAGAGCGUGUCCUAAAGGAGUUCCAUGGGGCCAAGAAGCCCAUCGGCUUAUGCUGCAUUGCGCCUGUCCUCGCAGCCAAAGUGAUCAAAGGCGUCGAGGUCACAGUGGGCCACGAGCAAGAGGAGGGUGGCAAGUGGCCUUACGCCGGAACUGCAGAAGCCAUCAAAGCCCUGGGUGCCAAGCACUGUGUGAAGGGUGUGACCGAAGCUCAUGUAGACCAGAAGAACAAAGUGGUCACGACCCCGGCCUUCAUGUGUGAGACCGCACUCCAUCACAUCCACGAUGGGAUUGGGGCAAUGGUGAAGAAGGUGCUGGAACUCGCGGGAAAGUAGCGCUGCCUGGGCCGUACCUGGCCUCCAGUGCUGUGGAGCCGUCAGCCUGUCUGGGUUCCAUUCAGCAAGGACACAGGAGUUGCCUCUCUGUUAGAAGCAUAGUCGCGCUCUGCUGAAGAAGCUUUGCCUCCGUCCACACUGGGCUCAACCCAGCCCCUUCUACCAGCAGAAAGCUCAGAGCCCCUCCGUGGACUCCAAGUAACAGCGGGAGCUUCAGCGGUGGGGGCUUGCCUCACUGUGUGUCCCCCACCUUUUCCAGAGGAUCUGGUUGAAGCACUUACAUUGUACAGUCCUAGGUCGGAUGGACCAGGGUUCUUCUAGUUUUAAACAGUUUAGUUUUUCAUUAUCAGACCACUGUCUGAUAAUCAGAGAUACCUUGUUUAUGGAUAAAGAAAAGUAAACACAAGCUGACUAAAGCCAGGGAGAUUCUGUAGCUGGCAGUCCCUGUGGCCACAGAAUAAACUCCUUUCCACACUGGAAA
Molecule: messenger RNA, 1326 nt
Organism: Cricetulus griseus (Chinese hamster)
Lineage: Eukaryota; Metazoa; Chordata; Mammalia; Rodentia; Cricetidae
Source: RefSeq, a predicted model, not a curated record